Didymodactylos carnosus is the source of this 567-nucleotide messenger RNA. The record is from the annotation of a GenBank genome assembly. NCBI's taxonomy places the organism in Eukaryota, Metazoa, Rotifera, Eurotatoria, Philodinida, Philodinidae.
AUGAUUCAAGAAGAUGAUUUAUUCAUAAUGAAUGAAGAAAUAUUAUUAAAUAAAAUUUAUCAAUGUGCUUUUAUGAUUAAUUAUAAAUAUGGUUAUGGUCCUAAUAUUGUUUAUGAUUUUGAUGAAAUUGAAUUAUGGUUAAGACAAAAACUAAAUAAAUGUAAAUUAAUCGAUACAGAAACAGAAAGACAAUUUGAUCUAUUUCAUUAUCAAUUUGAAACAUUUGAUACUAAACCAAAUUUAAUUAUUAAAAUACGUGAAUAUAUACAACAAGAAGAAUUACCAAUAUUGAAGCGAGAAAAAUUAAAAGAUUUUAUAACAGAAAAUAGAGAUAAUUUAUUAAAAACAUUAGAAUUUUCAACAGAUAUUAAUCAAAAAAUUACUGUAGAAGAAUUUGAUCGAGAAAUAAUUAAUAAUAAUGAGUUAAUAUAUGAACCAUUAAAAAGUAUUCAUAUUUGGAUAUCGACAAUAAAACGAUUAUUAUUAAGAAUAUUAUCAUCAAAACAAGGACAAUUAUAUGAUACUGCAUUAACAGAAUAUUUAUGUCGACCAGAGUUAUGGGAUUAA